CAUAGUGUUUCUCUUGGUAAAAUACAUUUGCAGUCUCCAUUCAUGCAGCCUCGAAUACAGGUAUGAAUCCGGUUCCCAUUGACCUAGACAUUUUUGCCUCUUUUCUGAGUUCCUUUGCGUCACUUGUCUUGGCGUAUCCGGCAUUGUUCUGCUUGGCCUUCACGCCGCUUGGCAUAGCCGCAUCUCCGAAGAAUUGCCACCCUCUGCCCGCCCACCGCCUGGGAGGGAACAAGGUCACCUGCGCCCGGGUACCUGGCCGUGGCUUGGCUGCGCUCCCGGGAAGGUUCUCUUGCGGACUGGAUCUGCUCCGCUCGCCCGUCCGCCCAAGACUUUGGCCUUGCUGUCCCCGGCGCGGGCGUGCUGAAUUUCGCAGAAGGAAUUUGGUGAUCCAAAACUGAGGAAUUGUGUGCCUUGCAGCAAUGUCAGCAGAUGCUGUUGCCAUCCCAGACAACAUAAAUGGUAACAGUUACAGCCAAGAAAGCAAGCCUUCAAAUAGAGUUUCGGAGAAGAAAUGUUCAUGGGCCUCUUAUAUGACUAACUCACCAACUCUGAUUGUAAUGAUUGGUCUUCCUGCACGAGGCAAGACUUAUGUAUCCAAGAAAUUAACUCGCUACCUCAACUGGAUUGGAGUGCCUACAAAAGUUUUUAAUUUAGGGGUUUAUCGUCGUGAAGCAGUUAGAUCAUAUAAAUCAUAUGAUUUCUUCAGACACGAUAAUGAAGAAGCCAUGAGGAUUAGAAAACAAUGUGCCUUGGUGGCCCUUGAAGAUGUGAAAGUUUAUCUCAUGGAAGAGUCUGGCCAGAUUGCUGUCUUUGAUGCAACCAACACAACACGAGAAAGACGGGAUAUGAUUUUAGCUUUUGCCAAAGAAAAUUCUUUUAAGGUUUUUUUUGUGGAAUCUGUCUGUGAUGAUCCAGAAGUCAUUGCUGCCAAUAUAUUGGAUGUUAAAGUCUCCAGUCCAGAUUAUCCAGAAAGAAACCGAGAGAAUGUGAUGGAAGAUUUUCUGAAGAGAAUAGAAUGUUAUAAAGUCACCUAUCAACCCCUUGAUCCAGUUGAUUAUGACAAAGACCUUUCUUUCAUUAAAGUUAUCAAUGUUGGGCAGCGCUUUCUGGUCAACCGGGUCCAAGACUACAUCCAAAGUAAAAUUGUCUAUUAUCUCAUGAAUAUUCACAUUCAGCCACGCACAAUCUAUCUCUGUAGACAUGGAGAAAGUGAAUGCAACCUUAUUAAAAAGAUAGGUGGAGAUUCGGGCCUGUCAACACGUGGGAAGCAGUUUGCUGAGGCAUUGAAAAGGUUUAUCAAAGAGCAAGAGAUUAUGGAUCUGAAAGUUUGGACUAGCCAGUUGAAAAGAACAAUCCAAACAGCAGAAGCCCUAGGAGUGCCAUACGAGCAAUGGAAGAUACUGAAUGAAAUCGAUGCAGGAGUAUGUGAAGAAAUGACAUAUGAAGAGAUUCAGAGAAAAUAUCCAGAAGAGUUUGCACUUCGAGAUCAAGAGAAAUACCUUUACCGCUAUCCUGGAGGAGAAUCUUACCAAGACUUGGUCCAGCGCUUGGAACCUGUAAUUAUGGAAUUGGAACGUCAAGAGAAUGUCCUAGUUAUUUCUCACCAGGCAGUUAUGAGAUGUCUAUUGGCCUAUUUUCUUGAUAAGAGUGCAGAUGAAUUGCCUUAUUUAAGAUGUCCUCUUCAUACCAUCUUUAAGCUUACACCAGUUGCUUAUGGCUGUAAAUUAGAAAUGAUUUCUCUGAAUGUUGAAGCUGUAGACACUCACCGGGACAAGCCAUCUACAGUGAAUAACCUUCUAAAGAGCCAAACCCCUGUAAGGAUGAGAAGGAACAGCUUUACACCACUAGCCAGUCCGGACACAGUAAAACGGCCUCGCAAUUACAGUGUUGGGAGUCAACCUCUCAACCCGGCAGGAUCCCUGCUGUUCCAGGAGGCUCAAGAUCAACAAAAGCUUCAAGAGAGUGUUCAGGCGCUUCAGAUGGAAAGUCCUUACAUGGAGAAAUCAGAUGCAGUCAUCUGAGAACCUCUGGUCUCUAUCUCGACUCCCAAAAAAAAGCUGGCUUAGCAAUGUAGAAGUAUUCCAUUUGUGUCAUAGAAAAACUUCGUGGAUGUCUCUGAAAAAAAAAAUCACCUUCGACUGGAACUACUUGAAUGGUUAUUUAAUGAAGCUGCUUCUGCUGUCUCAGGGGCUUUAAAGCAUGGUGGAUUGUCUCAUUUUUUUGAACUUCUUUAGUGUCUCUGGAAAUGGAGUACUGAACAUUUUCUUCAUGAUAUAUAUAUAUUAAAUGAUCAGCAAUUGAACUUAGAACAAGCUUGCUUUAAAGCUCUUAAGGACUAUUAAUGCACUUAUUGGUUGUCUUUAAGUCACAUCUUUCUGGAACUUAAAAAGCAUCAAUAUUAAAAUUAUAAACCAAUUUCAUACCUGUUUAAAUGUUAUGGCUACCAAAUUAAAAUGCUAAGAAAUACCAUUCUUGUAAUACGUUUAUAGAAAAGCCAUAACAUCUAAGCUACAUUUAAAUAGGUUGAGAUUUAUUGUAUAGAUGUGACUCAUAAAAAAGUUAGAAUUUUUUGCCUCUCCAAAAUACAUAUACCAAUCUGAUUUUGUUUCUUUGUUCAUUAAAUAUUGUAUGUGGAUUGCACUAUAUGACUUAACAAAGUUCUUCCUUAUAUAAAAAUAACUGCAUAAAAAUCUACUUCUCAAACAUGUUGUAGCUAAUUCAAAAAAGACUUGAAUAAAUUCAAGUCUUUUAACUUGAAUUUAUAGUGUUAUAAGUGCAGUAACAGUGAUACUAGACAUUAUUUUACAAUAAAAGAUCUAUUCAGAACAUUUUGCUGAACAGGUAAUAGCAAGAAUGUCCAUUUGAAUCUCCUUCAAUGUUUAGGAGAGUUUAGACUGCAGGAAAUAUGGGCGUUCUCUUUCUUUCAAGGGCAUUUAAUCUUGAAUUCUUGUCUUCAAUAGUUCUUGAGUGGCUAGCUCUCAGGUACUCAUCCUCAUUGUGGGAUAUGAUAAAGAUUAAGUUUUUAAAUGCUGAUUCCAGGGUAUAAACAUCUUAGCCAAAAUGAUAGCAAUAAGGUCUCCAAUAGCAAAGACAAUAUAAAUUUGACUUUGCUAUUUCCUUUCUCAUUUCAGGAGAAAAGUCAAAAGUUAAUAAAUAUUAAAAGUAGAAUUAUUGCUUGCUAACCAGUUUGAAACAACUAUAUUCCCAUUUUACUAGGGAUAAUUUUAAGUAAAUGUACCAUUGAUGUAAGGGUGGAAAGCAAUUCUUAGUAACAAUUAUUCCUUUUAAUGCAAGGGUCUCCAACCUAUGGGCCAUGGCCUACUACUGGGCCAUAGUCUAUUUGCAAUCAGGCUGCAUGAAUGGUGGGCCGGUACGUAAGCACAUGUGCGCACAGCUCAACUUGUGCAAGUUGAGCUGAAUGUGCAUGUGCAUGCCCAUCAGCCUCUCACUCGCACAAGUUGAACUGCAUGUGUGUGCCAGCCAGCUGUUCAUGUGGCCUUGAUUCCCCUCUCCCCUUUCGCCAGGCCGCCAAGCCGCAAAGAUUGGGGACCGCUGUUUUAAUAUAUAAUAAAAGUAGCAGAAGUAUCAUUUAGGCCAAUCAUAGGAUUUUUCCAAAAGUGCCAUCUACAUGAACUAAUUGGAACAGUUAAUGCUACAUAACUCCAAACAAGGAUGAUCUGGAUUUCUAAAAAGUCAGGUAAAGAUCUGCUUGCCAUAUUUUAAAGAUUUUUAAUUGCUGCUCUGUUCUUCAUGAUUCUUAUUUUUUUGUUGAAAGAAAUAUUAUGGCCAACAUGUCUGCAGUGGAGGAGGUCAAAAUCUGCAAGAUGGAUGCUGUGGUAUCAUCAUCAAAGCUACAUGCUUUGAUCGUGGCACAGUGGUUAGCAUGCAGUACUGCAGGGUAAUUCUGCUGACUGCCGAUUGCCAGCAGUUUGGCAGUUUGAGUCUUACCAGUUCAAGGUUGACUCAACCUUCCAUCCUUCUGAAGUCGGUAAAAUGAAGAUCCAGAUUGUUGGGGGCAAUAUGUUGAUUCUGUAAACUGCUUAGAAAGGGCUGUAAAGCAUUGUAAGCCAGUAUAUAAGUUUAAGUUAUUAAUAUAUUUAACUAUUGUUAUGUUAUUUUUGUACCUAUGGCAGUAAAUAUUGAACCUGUGCCUACCAUUUUGCUGAUGUUGACUUCUCCAUGAACUUAUAUGGCAGUGGCCAAACUGGCAUGACAUUAAAUGUCUGUUUGCUUUUGCUGUUGCAAAUACCUUCAAACUUAAGUCUACAAUUUACAUUUUAAAAACUUAUAUGAAAUGCUAAGAUACAUUUGAUAUCAGAGUUGACUUCUGUGCUUGAUGCAAAAUGAUUAACAAUUGAUCUUGGAAAGAUCUUUAAAGCAUAACUUCUAUCCUCCUAUUUUGGUCUCUAACAUUUAAAAUUUGCCUUAUUUCUAGUAGAAGGCAUCUUGUAAUUCGUAUAUGGUGGGCAUGCAAAAGUAGCACAGAACUCAUUGUGUAUUUUUCUCUCUGUAUCCUGAAUAGAGAUAGAAUAUCAGGUAAGUUAAAGCAGUAUAACUGAAAGAUUUAUAUAACUGGAUACAUAUUUUCUUGCUGUUGUUCAUUAAGUACAGUUUUAAAAAAUAAGUUAGUGGCAGUGUUUUGAAUUACUUGUGCAAAUGAGAUAGAUGAUUUCUAAGCAGAGCAAAAUAUGAAUAAAGGGGAUAAAUUCCCCUCUAAAGGUGGGAUGGUAAUGUUGCCGUUGUCAAUGGUGACUUUUCUCUUUUCUUUUAAAUUUAAAAACUCUUAACUCUCAAUGGAGAGAUUUUUUUUCCACAUUUUAAAUUUUGUUUUAAAAUGAUUAUCUCCAAAUACAUCUGUGGAACUUUCUUUCAUCUUUAUUUUCUGACAGAAAACACAUAACCAUAAAUAAAUCAUGGGCCAUGUGCAAUCAGAUGAUCAUUGUUAAAAGGGAGUAAAUGGAGGAAGAACCCUCACCCUACCCUCCUCACUAUCCUCACACUCUAUCCUCACACUAUCCUUACACACCCCUUCAAUUUAUCCAGGAAAUGGUGCAUUCCAUGUGAAAAAGACAGGGACUAGUGACUCCUAUGAAUGCCAAAAUUUUGAUUUUAUUGGCAUUGGCUUAUACAGGCAAUUCUAGCUUUUAUUCAGAAGUAAAUACCCUAAACAUACGAUUUUAACCUUAGCAUUACAAUUUCACUGCAAAGGUAAAAUUAGAGUAGCUCACAAAAUAAAGAAAUUACCAUAGCAUCUCAUUUAGUGCACCAGUACCACACUGCGGUAUUAUUUUAUCUAAAUUCAUAGUAUGGGUUAAUUUAAAAACAUACACACAUUCUGUACUUUACUAAUACAGAUAUGCACAACAAACACAAUAUUUUGCACAAGUAAUGAAAAUGUUUCUCACAUGACAAGAUAAUGUCAAGAGAUAAAUAAUAUAUAUUUUUAUGCUAGGACAUAUUAAUGUAAUUUCAGCAAUUUUGUCUCCUUAAUUGAUAAUAUUUCUUUCUCUGAUACUAGCAUCUACACUUGAAAGAAAAGUUCUGAAUCUAAAGUGAUCAGACCUAUCAAAAUUUUGAGUCACCAAGAAACUGUAAUAGCCAAAAUGCUUUCUAGUCAGGAAGAAAUGAUUUCUUUUUUAAGUGUGUAUAACUUAAACUGGUGUAAGUGACAUAUUGUUGCCUUAACCUGAGAAUGGGUUAGAAACGUAUGUGAAGCAUACCCAUUUGUAAUUAAUGUCUUAAAUGCAAUAUUGUGCUAAUUGUAGUUCUUACAAUGGUACUCAUGCUUAGUGCCUAUAUAAUAAAUUAUGAUGAUGCCUAAUAA
Messenger RNA from Pantherophis guttatus, 5824 nucleotides. RefSeq names its product 6-phosphofructo-2-kinase/fructose-2,6-biphosphatase 2 (gene PFKFB2). Gene Ontology annotation, molecular function: fructose-2,6-bisphosphate 2-phosphatase activity; 6-phosphofructo-2-kinase activity; ATP binding. Gene Ontology annotation, cellular component: cytosol. NCBI's taxonomy places the organism in Eukaryota, Metazoa, Chordata, Lepidosauria, Squamata, Colubridae. Gene Ontology annotation, biological process: fructose metabolic process; fructose 2,6-bisphosphate metabolic process. The record is from RefSeq and is a predicted model, not a curated record.